AUGUCGAAAAUUGUUGCUAUUGGUUCAUGUAGUACUGAUAUGUUCUUUUAUACAUCAAAAUUGCCUAACCCUGGACAGACAAUACAUGGAAAACAAUUUACUUUAGACUUUGGUGGUAAGGGAGCAAAUCAAUGUAUUGCUGCACAGAAACUUGGAGCUGAUACUGUAUUUAUUGGUUGUGUUGGAUCAGACUAUUUUGGUAGAGAUAUUAUAAGUAAUUUUGAACGAUGGGGAGUAGACACUCAAUUUAUAUCAAAAAAAUCAGUUGAUACAGGAGUAGCACAGAUUAAUGUUACUGAUAACGGAGAAAAUUAUAUCAUUAUAGUAGCUGGAGCUAACAGUACAUUACAAAAAGAGGAUGUGGAUAAAGCAUAUGAUUUAUUACUCAAGGAGACUAGUGUUGUACUAUUUCAAUUUGAAACACCGCUGGAAACAACAGAAUAUAUACUUAAUAAGCUUUCUACAGCCAACAGUAAAUGUUGUAAAAUUGUUAAUGGUGCUCCAGCUUAUACAAAUUCUUAUCAGAAUAUACUUAAAUUAGCUGAUAUAUUUUGUGUUAACGAAUCCGAGGCAGAAAUUUAUACAAAUUGUAUAAAGAAAAUUAAUAGUAUUGAAUCAGCCAAUGAGGUGUUAUCUUUACUUUUAAAACAAGGAUGUAAAAUUGUAAUAAUUACAUUAGGAUCUCUAGGUGCCGUAUUUGCAUCUAAAGACGAACGAGAACCACAGUGGGUUAAAGUGCCAAAAAUAGAAAAUCCUAUUGAUACCUCUGGCGCUGGUGAUGCAUUUUUGGGAUCUCUGGCUUAUUUUAUUGUUCAUACACCAAAUUUGAGUUUAUAUGAACAAAUUAGAAGAGCAUGUAUUAUAGCUACUAGGACAGUUCAAUUUCAAGGAACUCAGAAAAGUUAUCCAUUAAAACAUGAUUUACCUGAAGAACUUUUCAAUUAA
This is a messenger RNA of Macrosiphum euphorbiae (potato aphid), 945 nucleotides long. Lineage: Eukaryota; Metazoa; Arthropoda; Insecta; Hemiptera; Aphididae. The record is from the annotation of a GenBank genome assembly.